Scedosporium apiospermum is the source of this 2127-nucleotide messenger RNA. Its product is annotated as AMP-binding enzyme. The transcript has 3 exons. The coding region runs from base 1 to 2127 and encodes 708 amino acids. Gene Ontology annotation, molecular function: long-chain fatty acid-CoA ligase activity. Lineage: Eukaryota; Fungi; Ascomycota; Sordariomycetes; Microascales; Microascaceae. Gene Ontology annotation, biological process: long-chain fatty acid metabolic process. The record is from RefSeq and is a predicted model, not a curated record. Gene Ontology annotation, cellular component: membrane; endoplasmic reticulum.
AUGACCGCCCCCCGGGUCUACUCCGACCGCGCCAUCCGCGAAAUCGCCAUCCCUCCUCCUCCGGGCUCCGCCCACGCUGUCCCCGUUGCCGGGACCGAGAGGGCAGAUCGCACUCCCAUCUACAGGCACUGGCGAUUCCGCGAUGGACCUCUCCUCACCACAUACGACCCCUCGAUCCAGAGCACCUAUGAUCUUUUCCAGGAUGCCGUGAGGAAGUUCCCCAACUCCAGGUGUCUUGGCACCCGGCCUUGGAACGCCCAGACAAAGACGUGGGAGAACAAGUACGUUUGGCAGACGUACUCGGACGUUAACAAGCGAAGCAAGAAUCUCGGUGCUGGACUUGUCGAGAUCCACAAGAAGAUCGGUAUUACCGCCGACAAGUUCGGUGUUGGCUUGUGGUCGCAGAACCGCGCCGAAUGGCAGAUUGCUGAUUUCGGUAUCGUAUCUCAGUCUCUCUACACCGUCUCCCUGUAUGAGACUCUCGGCCCCGACACUACCGAGUAUAUCAUGAACCACGCCGAGCUUACCAGCGUCCUCUGCUCGUUGCCCCAUAUCCCCACUCUCCUCAAGCUUGCCCCGCGCAUUCCGACGUUGAAGAUCAUCGUCUGCCUCGACUCGAUGGAGGCCGGUGAGCAAUCCGGACACACUAAGCUUGAGGUCCUCAACUCCAUUGCCGCCCAGAGCGGAAUCCAGGUCUACUCCUUGGCCGGCGUUGAAGCUCUUGGUGCCGAAUCCGGAAGGCAGCCCGUUCCCCCUCGUCGUGAAGACAUCGCCACCAUCAACUACACCUCCGGUACCACCGGCGUGCCCAAGGGUGUCGUCCUCACCCACGGUAACGCCGUUGCUGCCAUUUCUGGAGCUCGAUCUGCCGGCACCGUAGGCCCCAAGGACGUCCACAUCUCUUACCUUCCGUUGGCGCAUAUCUACGGCAGGAUGGUCGAUAUGACGGCCCUUGCCGAGGGUGCCUGCGUCGGCUAUUUCCACGGUGAUAUCGCCGGACUUGUUGACGACAUGAAGCUUCUCGGCCCCACAGGAUUGAUGUCCGUACCGCGCCUCUUCAACAAGUUCAACUCGGCGCUCCGAACGGCCACCGUCGAGGCCGAGGGCGUCAAGGGAGCUCUCUCGCGCCACGUCAUCAACACGAAAAAGGCCAACAUGCGAAAGCCCGCCGGCUCCGCCUCCAACACCCAUCUCCUCUACGACCGCAUCUGGACCCCCAAGGUCCGUGCCGCCGUCGGCCUACAGAGGUGCCACAGCAUGGUCAGCGGAAGUGCCAUGCUCGACCCCGACGUGCACGAAUUCCUCCGUGCCGCUUUCGGCAACUCGUUCGCGCAGGGCUAUGGUCUAACGGAGUCGUACGCCGUCGCCUCGGUCCAACUCCGACAGGACUUCACCAUCGGCAACGUCGGCCCGCCGGCCCCCUGUGUUGAGGUCUGCUUGGAGUCGGUCCCUGACCUUGAGUACUCGGUGAAUGACAAGCCGUGCCCGAGGGGUGAGCUCCUUCUUCGUGGCCCCUGCAUUUUCCGCGAAUACUACAAGAACGACGAGGAGACCAAGAAGGCGCUCGACGCCGACGGCUGGUUCCACACGGGCGACAUCGCGGAGAUCGAUAGCCUCGGCCGCAUCAAGAUUGUCGACCGCAAGAAGAACGUGCUCAAGCUUUCGCAGGGAGAGUACAUUUCCCCCGAGAGGAUCGAGAACGUGUACACGGGCAGCACCACGCUCGUGGCCACGGCGUACGUCCACGGCGAUCCCACGCAGUCCACGCUCGUGGCCAUCUUCGGCGUCGACCCCGCCAUCUUUGCGCCCUGGGCUAGCAACAUUCUCAAGAAGCCUGUCGAUGCGGCCGAUGUGGAGGGCUUGAGGGCGGCGGGUGCUGACCCUGCUGUGAAGAAGGCGUUCCUUAAGAUCCUUGAUGGUAUCGGUAGGCGUCACAAGUUUAACAGCUUCGAGAGGGUUCGCAAUUGCCUCCUUCUCGUCGAUCCGUUCACCGUCGACAACGAGCUGUUGACGCCAACUCUUAAGCUCAAGAGGGCGCCGGUAGCCAAGGCGUUCAAGGCGGAGAUCAGCCGCAUGUACGAGGAGAUCGCAGCCGAUCCCGCCCUCACGGCCAAGGCUAAGCUGUAA